UCUCCUCAUUUAUUUCUCUCUCCUUCUCUCUUUCCUCUUCUUUCAUGGCUGAGGAGUAACCACAAUCUCAAUUCUUUCUUCUCUCUCUCUCUGGUUUUACACGAUGACGAGUCUUGUGGUUGGCCAGUCUCUUGGUUUAACUCUAGUCGGUGAUGGUGUUUCCUUCCGCAAUUCAAGAAGACACGUUGCAAAGUCUAAGUUUUUCUUUCCAAACCGGAAGAGAUUAGCUCGUGCAGCUCUCGUUCAAGCUCGUCCCAGGGAAGAUGGAGUAACGCCAAGUCCUCCCUCCUCCUCGAGACCGUCUCCUGCGCCUGUUGUACAAUACAAACGUGCUGACCUCGCGGAUGAUCUUCAAGCGGAGGCCCGAGCUCUGGGUCGUGCCGUUGACGCCUCUGUCUAUUCCCCGGAGCUCAUCGCCAGGAAACACGGCUCUCAGCCUCUCAAGGCUUUGCGGAGAAGCGUGGAGAUAUUGACAGCUUUGGGUGGCUUCGCGCUGAAGUUGGGGAUUGAUCAGAGGCGAGGGAAGCUAGAGGAGAAUAUGAAGAAGAGAGCUGGUGAGCUACGAAGGAUAUUCACUCGUCUGGGCCCUACUUUUGUUAAGUUGGGUCAAGGUUUAUCCACCCGACCCGACCUCUGUCCACCUGAUUACCUCGAAGAGCUUGCUGAGCUUCAGGAUGCUUUGCCAACCUUCCCUGACGCAGAGGCCUUUGCUUGCAUUGAGAGAGAGCUGGAUCUGUCUCUUGAAUCCAUUUUCUCGUCCAUAUCCCCUGACCCAAUCGCAGCAGCUAGUUUAGGUCAGGUUUACAAAGCCCACCUGAGGUAUUCGGGUCAGGUUGUUGCUGUCAAAGUCCAACGCCCUGGGAUCGAACAAGCCAUUGGUCUUGACUUCUACCUCAUUAGAGGAGUUGGGAAACUCAUUAACAAGUACGUAGACUUCAUCACCACAGAUGUCCUCGCCCUUAUCGACGAGUUCGCCUGCAGAGUUUACCAGGAGCUAAACUACGUCCAGGAGGCCCAAAACGCUAGGAGGUUCAAGAAGCUCUAUGCUGAUAAAGCUGAUGUUCUUGUGCCUGAUAUCUUCUGGGACUACACGAGCCGCAAGGUGCUGACAAUGGAAUGGGUGGAGGGAACUAAACUGAACGAGCAAGUUGCCAUCGAGAGCCAAGGCUUGAAGGUUCUGGAUCUUGUGAAUACGGGAAUCCAGUGUAGCUUAAGGCAGCUCUUGGAGUAUGGUUUCUUCCAUGCUGACCCUCAUCCUGGUAACCUCUUGGCAACACCUGAUGGCAAACUCGCCUUUCUUGACUUUGGCAUGAUGAGUGAGACACCGGAGGAAGCUAGGUUUGCUAUCAUAGGCCAUGUUGUACAUUUGGUCAACAGAGACUAUGAAGCCAUGGCUCAGGAUUACUAUGCUUUGAAGUUCUUGUCGCCUGAUGUAGACGUUACUCCCAUCAUACCAGCUCUCAGAGACUUCUUUGACGAUGCGCUUAACUACACAGUCAGCGAGCUCAACUUCAAAACGCUGGUUGAUGGUUUAGGUGCCGUCUUCUAUCAGUAUCCAUUUGACGUUCCGGCUUACUACGCUUUGAUUCUGAGGUCGCUUACCGUGCUUGAAGGUUUGGCACUUUACGCAGAUCCUGAUUUCAAAGUGUUGGCUGCAUCGUACCCUUAUUUUGCCAAGAGGCUUCUCACUGAUCAGAACCCUUAUCUGAGAGACGCACUUAUUGAGCUUCUGUUCAAAGAUGGGAAGUUUAGGUGGGGCAGGCUCGAGAACCUUCUGCAACAGGGGAGUAAAGAUAGAGAUUUCUCAUCAAAAGAUGCUUUGCAGCCUGUGUUGAAGCUGCUGCUGGAUCCAAACGGAGAAGAGCUUCGACUGUUGGUGAUUAAAGAAGCUGUGAGAGUCAGUGAAGCGUUUGCUCUGGGGAGUGUUGUUGAUACGUACAAUUCAAUGCCUGAGUUUAUGAGAUCUCUCGUGUUUAAUGGAAAUGGGAAUGGUGGCCCUCUGACAAUGAAUCCCACAGAACUCGAAAGCACGCUUGAGCUUCGGGACCAGGUCUCAAGAAUCUGGAGCCUUCUGCAGUCUUCAGAAAGCUUUGACCCAGCUAUUUUGCAGCCAAUAGCACAGGUGUUGCAACAACCAGAAGCAAGGAGACUUGGAGGACGUGUUGCAGGAGGUGUAGGGCAACGUCUAGCAGCUAGGUUUCUGCAACAACUGCUUCGAGCCACAACACCAACUCCUUCACCAGUCCCAUAGGUCCUCUUUUAUUGUCUUGAAUGAAAUGGUAAAUUGUAUAUUAAAGGCGAGACACUCGCAAACCACAGAAUUGCUUCACGUUAUAGUAAUAUAUAGUGUCAUUCUUUCUCUU
Brassica rapa (field mustard) is the source of this 2363-nucleotide messenger RNA. Its product is annotated as protein ACTIVITY OF BC1 COMPLEX KINASE 3, chloroplastic. Lineage: Eukaryota; Viridiplantae; Streptophyta; Magnoliopsida; Brassicales; Brassicaceae. Gene Ontology annotation, biological process: protein phosphorylation. Gene Ontology annotation, molecular function: ATP binding; protein kinase activity. The record is from RefSeq and is a predicted model, not a curated record.